Messenger RNA from Culex quinquefasciatus (southern house mosquito), 1095 nucleotides. RefSeq names its product phospholipase A1 member A. Gene Ontology annotation, molecular function: lipase activity. Gene Ontology annotation, biological process: lipid metabolic process. The transcript is spliced from 2 exons. The coding region runs from base 21 to 1034 and encodes 337 amino acids. The record is from RefSeq and is a predicted model, not a curated record. Lineage: Eukaryota; Metazoa; Arthropoda; Insecta; Diptera; Culicidae.
UAACAGUCAAUUUCAAAAACAUGUUUAUUCUCAGUAUAGCGUUCCUUGGCGUUUUGGCAGCUGCGUCUGCUCUGCCUGUGGAUAACAGUAACUGGCAGCUAGUACCAACUGCCGAUGGUCGUCUACAUCUCGUCAACAUCAACCCGUACAAUCUUCCGGAGGCUCAAGAUCCCGAGGUACAUUUUGAGCCCGAAACCGACAUCGGGUUUUGGCUGUUCACUCGAAGCAACCCAACUACGCCACAGUUUCUAAGGAUAAAUGACCCAGCCUCGAUAGUCAACUCCAACUUCAACCCGGCGAACCCAACCCGCUUCACCAUCCACGGAUGGAGCAACGACGGAAGCUACCCGAUGAACAACGCUAUCCGUGAUCGACUGCUGGCGGUUGGAGACUUCAACGUGAUCACCGUAGACUGGGGAGCGGCUGCGUUGAACCCGAGUUACAUUGGAGCGCGUAACAGUGUCGGUGCUGCCGGGUUUGGAGUUGGCCGCAUGAUCGACGAACUGAUUGCUCAUCGUGGGGUGGAUGUGAACAGUAUUUAUUUGAUUGGGUUCAGUUUGGGGGCUCAUGUGGCUGGCAAUGCGGGAAAGCAUCACGGAGGUCGGAUCAAUACGAUCAUUGCGUUGGAUCCUGCGGGGCCUUUGUUCUCCGCUGGACAGGCCGAUGCGGUGUCUCCUCAGGACGGUUUGUACGUGGAGACUAUCAUGAGCAACGCUGGUUUGUUGGGUAUCAAUGUGCCGCUGGGACAGGCCAACUUCUACCCCAACGGAGGAAGAUCUCAGCCAGGCUGUGGGACUGACAUCGGAGGUAGCUGCGCCCACGCCCGUGCCCCACAAUUCUACGCUGAGUCGAUCGGAGCUUCCGUGCCAUUCCGAUCAACGCGGUGUGCCAGUCACGACGAAAUCCUCGCCGGAGUGUGUACUCCAAGUGGACCGGAUGCCAACAUGGGCGGACAACCGUCCAACUUUGGCCGCGGUGUCAACGGGAUCUUCUUCCUGACCACCAACGGGGACGCUCCGUUCGCUCGAGGCUAAAUAUAAUCAAGAUGCAAUCUCUGAAGAAAAUUCGCUUUUUCCUUCCACCGGUAGCUGCACG